AUGACAAUGGGCGUUAUCACUGCUUACUUCAGUGGUCUAAUUAAUCUUGUUCGUUUAACUCCGUACUCGCUGUUGAGACAAUGCAGAGUGUGUGCUACUUUUCUUUUAUUUCCCUUGCGCCCCGUGCAAGUCGUUGAGACACAUGGUUUCCCUGCUCUCACCGACGUUGGUGAAGGUGCACACACAUCGCGGCGGUGGUACCCGCCGCAAAACAUGGCGCUUGGAAGCAUAUUUUUGAAUAGGAGCGGAUUACCGCUUGCUUUACUUCCUGCGCUCCGCUCCUGCAUACGCUAA
Molecule: messenger RNA, 294 nt
Organism: Trypanosoma brucei brucei TREU927
Lineage: Eukaryota; Euglenozoa; Kinetoplastea; Trypanosomatida; Trypanosomatidae
Exons: 1
Coding region: 1-294 (97 amino acids)
Source: RefSeq, a predicted model, not a curated record